Verruconis gallopava is the source of this 1654-nucleotide messenger RNA. RefSeq names its product tRNA N6-adenosine threonylcarbamoyltransferase. NCBI's taxonomy places the organism in Eukaryota, Fungi, Ascomycota, Dothideomycetes, Venturiales, Sympoventuriaceae. The transcript has a single exon. The record is from RefSeq and is a predicted model, not a curated record. The coding region runs from base 36 to 1115 and encodes 359 amino acids. Gene Ontology annotation, biological process: tRNA threonylcarbamoyladenosine modification. Gene Ontology annotation, cellular component: cytoplasm; EKC/KEOPS complex.
CGAGUGCCGGCUCCGACUCUCUUGUUUGAACAAAGAUGAUUGCCCUUGGUCUAGAGGGCUCGGCCAAUAAGCUGGGAAUCGGAAUCAUAUCCCACCCGUCGCCCCAGAAACCGCCUAUCAUUCUCGCGAAUCUUCGACACACGUACCACGCCCCGCCUGGUGCUGGCUUCCUUCCAAAGGAGACUGCAAAACACCAUCGACAAUGGGUUGUGCGGCUAGUAAAGCAAGCGCUGCGCCAGGCUGGCGUUAGUCCUGCCCAAAUCGAUUGCAUAUGCUAUACAAAAGGCCCGGGCAUGGGUGCCCCGCUGCAAAGUGUGGCGGUCGCGGCGAGAACAAUUGCUUUGCUCUGGGGACUGGAAGACAGGAUGAUUGGCGUCAACCACUGCGUCGGCCACAUCGAGAUGGGCAGAGCGAUCACGCGAAGUGCCAACCCCGUCGUCUUGUACGUGAGUGGUGGUAACACCCAAGUAAUUGCGUAUUCGCACCAUCGAUACAGAAUCUUCGGCGAGGCCCUGGACAUCGCAGUCGGAAAUUGCCUGGAUCGAUUUGCAAGAGCGUUAGCCAUACCCAACGAUCCAGCCCCAGGUUACAAUAUCGAGCAGAUGGCGAAGAAGGGGAAGCUGCUCGUCGAUUUACCGUAUGCUGUUAAGGGAAUGGACUGCAGUUUCAGUGGCAUCCUUGCUACCGUGGAGGGCCUUGCUGACCGGCUAGCCACCGGAGCAGAUGACACAAGAAUAGAUCGCCUCCGCACCGACGAAGGCCACCUUAUUACACCAGAGGACCUAUGCUUCUCGUUACAGGAAACAGUAUUUGCCAUGCUAGUAGAGAUCACCGAACGUGCCAUGGCUCAUGUAGGGGCGACGCAAGUGCUCAUUGUUGGAGGUGUUGGCUGCAAUGAGCGGCUUCAAGAAAUGAUGGGCCUAAUGGCACAAGAAAGAGGCGGCAGCGUUUACGCGACCGACGAGCGUUUCUGUAUCGAUAAUGGCAUUAUGAUAGCUCACGCAGGAUUGCUUGCCUACAGUACCGGUGUCAGAGGUAGAAUUGAAGACAGCGAAACGACGCAACGUUUCCGCACAGACGAAGUAUAUAUUGGAUGGCGCCCGCGGGACGGAUGAUGUCGUCUAGGAAAAGUUCUCGCUUCGCGACAGUCAAGGAAAUGCGGUUCGUGCUUGUGUGAUUUAACGUAUGAACCUGAGCAGAUCGUAUCACAGCUGCCAUGGAUCUUUAUAUUUAGCUCGCACUCAUGGCGCCAGAACCAUAGGCAAACAAAACACGUAGGCAUGAGAGUUGUGACUGAGCAUUUUGUCGCACAUAAGAGAAGCCGUCUAAAGUUGGUGACAAUAAUUUCAACAUCAAUAAAUCAAAAGACACAGAAAAUACUUUGUACAUUGAAGCUGUAUAAACCACAGUUCCCGAAACGUCAGGGGCAAAGCCGGACCAAUGCCUGCGGCUGCCCUACAGCGACACAUUUGGACGAGGACGAGAUCGUUCGUAAGUGGAGGAAAGGAAGCCCGUUGUCUACAGCGAAAUGUGCUGGAGCCAGAGCGGUUUCAAAGGAAGAAUGAGACGGUUUACUCUACAGCUUUUCCGCUGGAGUUGGUGAAGACGGCUACGGCGAAGGAACAAGUUAGUAGAAUGCAAGAUGAGAGAGCGG